AUGUCCCUCACUUUCAAGUAAGUUCCGACAGACGAUUCGCAACCAAACACACACACAGUUGCAAAUCGUCGCUUCUCUUUUCAGCACUUCGUUCAUCAAAUGGGUGGCGCCGGAAGGUCAGGCGAGCAUCAAAGUGAUCAACGAAUCGCAGCACCGUUUCGCCAUCAAGGUCAAAACCACCAAUGUCGACACCUACACGUAAACUUUUUUAGAUCUGAAAACUUCUGGAAAACCGGUUUCAGCACGACGCCAAACGUGGAUUUCAUCAAUCCCGGAUUCACUUUGAACCUGGUCGUGUGCCGCAAAAAAUCGAUGAUGAAGGACGACAAACUGGCCAUCAGUUAUUUGGAGGUAUCCAUAAAUUCAACAUAACUUUCAACUUUUUUGUACCAUUACUCUUGAGAUCACUGUAGCUCACCCAAUAAUGCCAAUUUCUGACCCUUCACUUCCAUGAGCUACAGUCAGCUUGAAAGUGGUUGUACACAAGUACUAGGCGUGAAGAUUUCUUCUGAAAAUGUUGGCAACGAAUGCUGCUCUGCAAUGCGCACUCAAAGUUCCUUCAUUUUCGUCGAAACCACAAAACCGAACGUUCUUUUCCAAUCUGCAGUGCACCGCGAACGACACGGACGCUGUGGAGGUGUUCAAACAGCCGGGCGCCCGUCCGAACGUCUUCAUGAUCAGUAUGAAGUGCGAGGGUGCUCCGCUGCCGCCGACUCCAGCUGCUCCGCCCACUCUCACCGGUCCGUGA
Caenorhabditis sp. 36 PRJEB53466 is the source of this 748-nucleotide messenger RNA. The record is from the annotation of a GenBank genome assembly. NCBI's taxonomy places the organism in Eukaryota, Metazoa, Nematoda, Chromadorea, Rhabditida, Rhabditidae.